AUGUACAAUGGUAUCCAUGGUCAGAAAAGAUCGCAUGAGAGUCCUAUGGAUUGGGAAUGGCAAACGGCAAACGGGCCUUCUGAUCCCAACUCUCCAUUUCCUCAAUUCAAGCCACAUCAAGGCCGGAAACCGACCUUUGAAUCAGCCAGCUCCUCAAGCUCUUUCGUAAAUGCCAAAUCGACGCCGGCACCACAAUUCCGCAAUCCAUCAUUCACCACACCCCGAAAGCCGUUUGACCCCGAGCUGUUUUCAGAAGCAUCUGGCGCAGAGUCAUCCCCAGCAGACAACGCCGACCUAGAAGAUACACCAGAAAUCAACAAAAUAAAUACGGCUAUGGCGGUUCUUCAGAGUCCAUCCGAGAAAAAGCCUAUAUUUGGACGUUACGGUAGAGGGUUCUUGGGUAGUAGUCCCGGACGGGCAGAUCUACGAAGAGGCAAACUUGCGAAUACUAUAACCCAUAAGCUUAGAAAGCGCAGGCGGAUCGAUCGAGAGACGCAGGCGAUAGGAGUGUAUUCAGAAUCCGAUUCAGAGUCGGGAGAGUCAAAACAGCGGAACAAGAAGGGUCGUACACCAGAAAUACCUCAGCAAGGCUGGUUCUCGUCACUUCUGACGGGAAUUGAAUCUCGACCACAACUUCCCAAUGUCCUAGCAACAUAUAUACAGUUUUUCACAAAUGGGUUUUUUUUUCUCGUCACGGUUUUUGGGGUCUGGACGGCGUUUUCUGCAAUUAAAGCAGAUGUUGAUAAAGCUGCGCAAGAAUCAAUUGCGCGGGCUUCGGAGGAGAUCGGGCAAUGUGCGAGAGACUAUGUUGACAACAGGUGUGGCUACGAUCAGAGAGUUCCCUCUCUUAAGCAGAUCUGCUCUGAUUGGGAAGUCUGUAUGGGUCGAGAUGCAAACCAAGUUGGAAGAGCCAGAGUGAGCGCAUCCGUCCUGGCUGGAAUUAUCAAUAACUUUGUAGAGCCUAUAAGUUAUAAGGCUAUGAUUUUUUUGGUGGCCGCGAUCACUGUCGUCGUUUUGGUAAAUAACAUGGCAUUUGGGUCUUUUCGGGCAAAACACACACAUCAUGUGCCAAACGCGGCUCAGUAUUUUCCUCCACCACCUCCGGUCCCACAGAACUAUGACUGGAGCGUGCCUACUCCGAGACACAAUGUCGGCUUUGAUCGUUGGGGAGACGACGUAAAAGCGAUAUUACCAAGCCAAACUCCAUCAGGGCGAAGGAGUCCGAGUAAGGGUUUGAGGAGCCCAAGUAAGGAGUAUUAG
This is a messenger RNA of Glarea lozoyensis ATCC 20868, 1260 nucleotides long. RefSeq lists its product as uncharacterized. Gene Ontology annotation, biological process: nuclear envelope organization; lipid homeostasis. Gene Ontology annotation, cellular component: nuclear membrane; nuclear envelope. Bases 1 to 1260 code for a protein of 419 amino acids. The transcript is spliced from 3 exons. The record is from RefSeq and is a predicted model, not a curated record. NCBI's taxonomy places the organism in Eukaryota, Fungi, Ascomycota, Leotiomycetes, Helotiales, Helotiaceae.